This is a messenger RNA of Rodentolepis nana, 339 nucleotides long. Lineage: Eukaryota; Metazoa; Platyhelminthes; Cestoda; Cyclophyllidea; Hymenolepididae. The record is from the annotation of a GenBank genome assembly.
AACCUAACACCCCUGUACAAAUUGCGCACAAGUCGAUUCUUCGACCGGACAGCAGUUGCUCCUAACGCAGCCUCACGAGGUGUUGGCUUUUCCGGGGACGUUUUCGCUUCCGCUCUAGAUCCGUCGUCUUCCAUCAGCCCGGAGCAAGUGUUCGCAAAUGCUAGUCAAGAACCCUUCGCUAUUCGGCACAUUUACUUUGAUGUGGAAUCAAGAACUCUUCUACUGGCCGGUCAGCGACAUCUUUGUCUUCUCGCUUUCUGUCGCAGCGAAUCUGCUUUCGAGAUUCCUAAUUUCAAAUUCCUUCCUCCACCAACAUGGACUACUAAUGCGUCUCUGUAA